This is a messenger RNA of Olea europaea var. sylvestris, 2568 nucleotides long. RefSeq names its product calcium/calmodulin-regulated receptor-like kinase 2. Gene Ontology annotation, molecular function: ATP binding; protein kinase activity. Gene Ontology annotation, biological process: protein phosphorylation. NCBI's taxonomy places the organism in Eukaryota, Viridiplantae, Streptophyta, Magnoliopsida, Lamiales, Oleaceae. The transcript has 8 exons. The record is from RefSeq and is a predicted model, not a curated record. The coding region runs from base 1050 to 2300 and encodes 416 amino acids.
CUUCUCUUUUCUUACUUGCAUUUUUUAGUGUUGCUUGUGUGCCUUUUCUAGUUCCUCGUCCUUAGCUAUGAAUUGAACGGAACAGAGAAAAAGAAUGUACGCAUUACCCAAUCAACCCUAAUUUUUUGAGGAACAUGGGUCAGUAGUUGUGGAUUAUUCUAUUGAUUACGUGGUUUUUGUAUUUUUAAGUUUUUUUUUUUCUCCCAGCUGAUUUUUCUUUUCACUCUUUACCAGGUUUCGAUAAACCUUUUGAUCAUUCUGCCGCGUUGAAAUUCUCUAGCAUUUUGAUAAUUAUAAACCCUUGUUGGCUUUGGAACUUAAUUUAUCUUUUGGGUUUUUAAUUGUUCGUCUAUUGACUGUCUUUGCUUAAUGAAUUAAUUUCUUUCUUUUCACUUUAAUGUAAUCAAUUGCAAAACUUUUGUUGAUUACUCAUAUUUGAAAAUGGGAUUUAAGUAAGCUCAAUGUUUAUUGCCGUGUGCAUGUAUGCUUUUGCCGUGAAAUGUUGGGAUAUUAUUAUUGCCAAACCAUCAAAAUUACAUGUUGGCCUAUCAGCAGAUUCCCCAUGAUGUUGAUUUGCCAAACAGAGUACCCUGUGGAUAAUUUGCUAACAGACUGAACUAUAGAAACUGAAAUGAUAUCUGAAUUCAGAAAAUAGAAUUCAAUAUCUAUUAUAGUGAAAUGGGGUAGAAAUAACUUGAGCCAGUGAGAAUCUUAUCAUUUCUUCCAGUUCUUUCUUAUAAGUCAUAUGCUGUUGCUUAUUUCUUGGAGUAAAAGAGGCAUGGUUCGUAUCUUAGUUAUGGUGAUUUCUGAUAUUCCUAUGGGCCGUUCCCUUUUGUCUUUUGUUAUCUGCUUGAGUUAAUUCUCAGCAUCAACAGGUUCGGAUUAUUACCAAACUUAUGAAUGUAUUAUGAUGAAGAAACAUCAGGUACCCAAUCUAUUUGAGGUGCAUGCAGACAUAAAACCAUAAGCACAGAAGCAUAUCUUCGUAGAUCAUGACAAGUUCCCACCAAGAUCAUCCUGUGUUCUGAUUUUUGAAAAAGAGACAAAUAAUGGUUCAGAAAGCCAAUCUAGUUAUUAUUGGCAUCUCAGUUGGUUUGGCUGUUGGCAUACUUGUAGCAUCUCUUGUAUUUUUUGCCAUUUGUUGGUGCAAGAAACGUGCUCAUCUGCGCUCCGUAGCUACCCUUCCGAUACAAACUAAUGGAUUAGGUACAAUCGUUGAGUCCAUUGCAUCUCUCCCAAAUUCUGUAACUGUUAAGGAAUCAGAGUAUCUUGCCAAGAAACCUCGAUACUCCUGGUGGAAUAAUCUUCGAAAAGAUCAAUUUGUUUCAACAUCUGGAAUACCAAGAUACUCUUACAAAGACGUUCAGAAGGCAACACAGAACUUCACAACUAUUCUGGGACAAGGUUCAUUUGGCCCAGUGUAUAAAGCUACAAUGCCUGCUGGUGAAGUGGUUGCUGUAAAAGUUCUUGACUCUGGUUCUAAACAAGGAGAAAAGGAGUUCCACACAGAGGUUUCUCUGCUAGCUAGGCUGCAUCAUCGGAACUUGGUGAAUUUAGUGGGAUAUUGCAUAGAUAAAGGACAACACAUGUUAGUUUAUGAGUACAUGAGCAAUGGAAGCUUGGAGAAUCUUUUAUAUAAUAAAAAGUUGCAAAUUUUGAGUUGGGAAGAACGACUACAGAUAGCACUAGACAUCUCCCAUGGGAUUGCUUAUCUUCAUGAUGGGGCUGUCCCUCCGGUGAUGCAUCGAGAUUUGAAGACAGCGAAUAUAUUGCUGGAUCAUUCUAUGAGAGCCAAGGUUGCUGAUUUUGGUUUGUCAAAGGAAGAGGUUAUUGACAGCCACUGCUCAGGCCUUAAAGGUACAUAUGGGUAUAUAGAUCCCGUGUAUAUAUCUACAAACAAGUUCACAACAAAGAGUGAUGUCUACAGCUUCGGUGUUAUCCUUUUUGAACUCAUCACGGGAAUCCACCCAAACCGGAAUUUAAUGGAAUAUGUCAAUCUUUCAACUUUGAGUCCAGAUGGUGUGGAAGAAAUACUCGACACAAGGCUUGUUGGAACAUGCAACCCGGAAGAAGUGAAGAGUUUAGCCAGAAUUGCUCACCAGUGCUUGCACAAAACGCCCAGAAAACGACCUUCAAUAGAAGUAGUUUCACAGGCUAUUUUAAAGAUAAAAGAGAGGCGCCUCAUCAAAGAAAUUAAUAUGUCUUUUGCUGAAGAUUUUAAGGAAGCCAUGAGCCGGAUAGAAUAUCAAGAACUGGAAUUGAAAAGACUGGCCAGAAUCGACGAAGGGCUAAUUGUAUGAUACUCUCAUGCUCCUGGGGAGAUGCUCAAGAAUUUUGGUGCAGAUUUGAUACUGAGAAAUAUAUGAGCUAUUGAUUUGCUGCCAUAAAAUUUUUGUAUUCUAGAUUCUAAAAUUCAAUGCAAGCUAGUGGCUGGACCCUGAAGUAAAUGGUAUUUUGCAUAUUUCUUUUUCUUCUCGAGUUGAGGACCAAAUAUGUAUAAUGGUUCCACUUGAAAAUUGUCUGUCCAGUAGUAGUAUUAGUAUAAUACCUUAAGUUCCUCCUCCUUCA